Messenger RNA from Manis pentadactyla (Chinese pangolin), 1934 nucleotides. It is a transcript of the gene UNCX, whose product is annotated as UNC homeobox. The record is from RefSeq and is a predicted model, not a curated record. Bases 83 to 1666 code for a protein of 527 amino acids. Gene Ontology annotation, molecular function: DNA-binding transcription factor activity, RNA polymerase II-specific; sequence-specific double-stranded DNA binding. Gene Ontology annotation, biological process: regulation of DNA-templated transcription. Lineage: Eukaryota; Metazoa; Chordata; Mammalia; Pholidota; Manidae. The transcript is spliced from 3 exons.
CGCGCCUCCCGCCGCUGGCCCGCCCCGGCCCCGGCCUGCGCCUCCGCGCCCCGCCGCCGGCCCCGCCGGCCCCCCGCGCGAGAUGAUGGACGGCCGCCUCCUGGAGCACCCGCAUGCCCAGUUCGGGGGCUCGCUGGGCGGCGUGGUGGGCUUCCCCUACCCGCUGGGCCACCACCACGUGUACGAGCUGGCCGGCCACCAGCUGCAGUCGGCCGCCGCCGCCGCUUCCGUGCCGUUCUCCAUCGACGGCCUACUCAGCGGCUCCUGCGCCGCCGCCGCCGCCUCGGUGGUCAACCCCACGCCGCUGCUGCCGGCCGCCUGCGGGGUAGGCGGCGACAGCCAGCCCUUCAAACUGUCAGACUCGGGGGACCCGGACAAGGAGAGCCCGGGCUGCAAGCGGCGGCGCACCCGCACCAACUUCACCGGCUGGCAGCUGGAGGAGCUGGAGAAGGCGUUCAACGAGAGCCACUAUCCCGACGUAUUCAUGCGCGAGGCGCUGGCGCUGCGCCUGGAUCUAGUCGAAUCCCGAGUUCAGGUCUGGUUCCAAAACCGCCGGGCCAAGUGGAGGAAGAAGGAGAACACCAAGAAGGGCCCGGGUCGGCCGGCGCACAACUCACACCCGACCACGUGCAGCGGCGAACCGAUGGACCCGGAGGAGAUCGCGCGCAAGGAGCUGGAGAAGAUGGAAAAGAAGAAGCGCAAGCACGAGAAGAAGCUGCUGAAGAGCCAGAGCCGCCACCUGCACUCGCCCGGCGGCCUGUCCCUGCACAGCGCGCCCAGCUCCGACAGCGACAGCGGCGGCGGCGGCCUGUCCCCGGAGCCCCCCGAGCCGCCGCCGCCCACCUCCGUGGCCAAGGGCCCCAGCGCGCACUCCGCCGGCGCCGCGGGUUCUGUGCCCGCACCGCCGGGCGAACCGCCCGCGCCCGGCACCUGCGACCUCGCCUUCUACCCCAGCCAAAGAAGCGGCGCCGGCCCGCAGCUGCGGCUAGGCCGCUCCGCGGACCCGGACGCGGCCCUGUGUGCGCCCGCAGCGGCGGCGGCGGUGGCGGAGCGCGGCGCCGCGGGCCCGCCCAAGGCCAGCCCGUUCAGCGUGGAGAGCCUGUUGUCCGACUCGCCGCCGCGCCGGAAAGCCGCGCCCGCUAACGCCGCCGCCGCCGCCGCGGGGCUGGACUUCGCGCCCGGGCUUCCGUGCGCGCCGCGGACCCUCAUCGGCAAGGGCCACUUCCUGCUCUACCCCAUCACGCAGCCGCUCGGCUUCCUGGUGCCGCAGGCCGCGCUCAAGGGCUGCGCGGGUCCGGAGCCGGCGCCCGCGCCCAAGGACGCGCCGCCCUCGCCCGCUGCGCCGCCCGCUCAGGCCGGCUUCGGGACCUUCCCAGGGCCCGGCGGUGCUCCGGACUCGGCCUUCGCGCGCCGCAGCCCCGAUGCCGUCGUCUCCCCGGGGGGCCCGACCCCGGCGCCUUUCCGGGACGCGGCCGCGGCGGAGGGCGGCGGUGGGGACUGCGCGGAAGCGGGGUCCGCCUGCUCAGCGGCCCCGCCGCCGCCGUCGCCCGGGCCGGAUCCUCGGGUUGCCAGCCCCGCCGGGGAGCCGGCCAUCUGCGGAGCCCCGGAGCCAGGCAGCGAGGCCGGACCCAGCGCGCCGGAUGGCGAGGAGGUGGACAUGGACUGAGCGCGGCGGCGGCCGAGAGAAGCGCUCCGCCGGACCGGCCCCGCUCGCUCAGGCCCCGACUCACACAACGAAAUCAGGUGAUCGGCUUAGAAACACUGCUUUUUCCUCUUCUGUUUUCUUCCUUUUAUUAUUAUUUUUUAAAGAAACGCUGUAUCAAUUCGGAUCUAGGCAGCAACCGCAGGACUUGGGGUGACGCCCUCCUCCUCUCAAGGGAGAAAAACAAAUAACAAAAUACAAAACAAACCCACUCCCAAACCCACAACAAGAA